AUGAAUAAUUUGAAAAGAGUUGGAAGGUAUGGUUGUUCAGUACGAUGUAAUGGGUUCAUACAUAAUUUGCGCCAUUUCGCUACAUCACCGAGUAUCGUCAACCAUACUUUAACCGACCAACCCUUUAGUGUACCAAAAGCAAGAAUACGGCCACAUAUAUUUACCGGGAAGAGCAAAAGAGAUGCCAUAAAGUACACGGAUUUGCCGAUAGAUACAUAUCCUAAUCCAUUGUUCAGCAUGAGUAAAGAAGAAAUCUUAGAAUUGAAUAGUCAAAGCUACUUACAUUUAUUAAAUGUACCAUAUAAAUCAAUAUCAGAGACAGAUAAAUUUUGUCUUAACAUAAUAGAAAUAGCUAAUGAGCUUAUAAUACUGGAUACUAAGAAAGUGACGAAGUUGUUGAUCAACAUCAAAGAUACAGAUAUGACAAGCAUAAUAACGAGUACCUUGAGAAAAUACUUUAUAAAUGAUAGAGUGAAAAGUUCGAUAUUAGAAUUUAUGGAUUCUCCUAUCAGUGGAAGCUUUCGUGAGGGGUUCUUUAACAAUAUAUCGCAUAUAUUAGAGUUGCAAGAUAAAUCUGACGAUCAAAAAUCUGAAAUUUUAUUAAGCUAUUUGAAUAAACUUGCGUUAGUAGGUAGUGUUAACAAAAAGCCACUAGUUCUUAACAAAGGAUUUUAUGAAAAAAUAAUCUCACUAAUUCCAGCAACACGCUAUGCAGAGUUUUAUUCAUAUUUGCUUAAUUUAAAUAUACAAACUUAUGCAACUCAGCAACUUGAUAACCUAAAAUAUAAAUUGAUAAUGGGAUCAAAUUUGGAGAAAUUUGUUGUUAGAACUGGUUGGAUGGAUUCAAAAUGGCAUGAUGUCCAAAGACCUACCUUUGAUAGUAUUCAUCAAGAAAAAAUGGUACAGUUUUUUUCGAUAAAGGACUUGAAAACCUUUGCUUUAUUUGCAAUUAAAAAGGAGGAUGUUGUCGAUGCUACCUUAUACUUGAAUUUGAUAGUAUCUAAAUUUGAAGGGAAAUGUAAGCAACGAAUGGAACCAGGCUUUAAUCAAAGACUGAUAGAGGCGACGUUACUGGAUGAUAUCCAGUCUGUUCUAAAUGUUAUACUUAACUAUAUUAUGGUAUUUAAAGGUUCUCAAAGCUGUAUUAAAGUAUUAAAGUAUAUGGUUAAAAAUCAUUUGGAUGUUAAAUUUGAGAAUCUUUUAACUAUAAUGAUCAACUUACGGGCUCAAGGCUACUACCAAGAAGCACUCCUACUUAUGAAUAACAUUCACUUGAAAAGUUUAAACAAUACCCAGUUGUUGCAUUUAAUAGAGGAAAUCUUACAAUUAAUUAAAGAAAAAUAUCCUACAUCACCAAAAAUUCUCAUUGGUUAUGUUACUUCGAUGUUUAGCGGAAAUCAAAAAAGCAUUGAAGAUAAUCUGGGUCUUACACUUUUAGACGACCUUAAUUUGCUUUCAGUUGUGUAUUCCGGAGGAGAAAUAGGUAAACUUUCACAAUCAUUAUCUAUAGUUCAAAAAGCGAAUGUUGACAAUAGCUUAACAGGUUUUGAAUUUACGCCUAACGGAUUAACACAAGUAUAUGGAAUUAUAUUAAAUUCGCUCCCCAAUUCUCAAAUAACUCCUGACUACAUUUUUAAAUUAUAUGUGACAUAUAUACUGAAGCUAAUGGCCUCAAGAGAUUCUACAACGAUCGGAGAAGGAGCAAAUCAGCAGCAUGUUUUCCAUGAAAAUAAUUUGAACGAUCACAUUAUUACCUUAUUCAUGAAAUAUCUAUUAAAGUUGAACCCCAACUCAGCAGACAUGGAAUUGGUAACCACUGAAACUAACUUCGAAACAGCUAAAGCCAUCAUAACUGAUUUUCUUACCAAUGUUGAAAUAAAGAGAAACAAUCGUUCCGUUUAUUUGUUCGAUUUGCUCAUCUAUUCUAGUUUACUUGUUCAUCAGGAUUACGCAUUUGCCUCAAAGAUGAUCAGAAUCUCCCGAGCCUAUGGCCUCCCAUUCACGUUUAACCAAAUAUAUCCGUUCAUCAUGUUUCAUUAUUAUAGAAAUGAGUACAAGCAAGCUGAAUUGUGGUAUCGCGAACUAGUUAAACAUGGCGUGAGAUCUAAAGCUUCCCCCACGAAAAAUCUUUUCAAAAUUGCUCGUGAAUUGAACUGGGAUGUCACUGGUUUUGUAUACCGUAAAUUUGGUAUCUAUAGAAACUACAAGAAGCGGGAAGAAUUAGCAAAGCUUCAAAGAGACCCUGUAUUAUUUAUAGAAGACAGCCAAGUCGAAGAUGAAGUUACUGAAGAAUUAAUCGAUGUUCCAUCCAAUCAUCAUAACGAUUUCAAUUUUGGUGACGAAUUAUCUUCUAUUCUUCAUCAGGCUGAUCUUACAAAAGGAUUAUAA
This is a messenger RNA of Debaryomyces hansenii CBS767, 2388 nucleotides long. RefSeq lists its product as uncharacterized. The record is from RefSeq and is a predicted model, not a curated record. The transcript has a single exon. NCBI's taxonomy places the organism in Eukaryota, Fungi, Ascomycota, Pichiomycetes, Serinales, Debaryomycetaceae. The coding region runs from base 1 to 2388 and encodes 795 amino acids.